Panicum virgatum (switchgrass) is the source of this 1347-nucleotide messenger RNA. RefSeq lists its product as uncharacterized. Bases 384 to 1187 code for a protein of 267 amino acids. The record is from RefSeq and is a predicted model, not a curated record. NCBI's taxonomy places the organism in Eukaryota, Viridiplantae, Streptophyta, Magnoliopsida, Poales, Poaceae. The transcript is spliced from 4 exons.
CGCCAGCGUGGACUGGUCUCGUGGCUGUCACAUCCUCAAAUGUGGUAAAUUUGUAAGUCAAACUUCUCUCUUAUGAUAUAGAUGUAGGUGGCAUCGUAAUAGUGAUAAUCUGAUGAGUGCAAUUCGUUAUAAUGGUAAAAAUGUAAAAGCCCCCAAAAAAGGAAAGAAAAAUCGCGAUGGGGAAGGAAGCCCGGGCACCCGGCUCCGGGAGUUGGCAGACGGUGGUGGUGGUGGCCGCGCUGCGACCGCCGCCCUCCGUUCCUCGCUACUCCUCGGUGGACGCCCGUGUCAGAUGCUCCAAUGUUCGGCGCCGUGCGCAGGAAUCCAUGGGGGCCGAUCGAGCGCUCAUUCCCCUGUCCGUCGCUCUCCCGUGACCCGCCGUGAUGCGCGCGCAUGCGCGGGCGGCGCCGGCCGUGACGCCCGGGCAGCGCGGAGGAAGGCGACGCCCACCGUCGUGGCGGCGCGGGAGGAAUGGGACAUGCACUCGCGGGGCUCGUGAGGAGAAACUGUGGUGGACCACGAGGGUCACUGCACACGCACGCCGCCUGUUCGAGAGAAUGGCUGAACCAUGGUGUGCCAGUGAGACUGCGAAAUCCUUGACUGCAGCAAGGAGACAAGGACCUCCGCCACCAGUUUUGAACGUGGAUCUCACUAUUAUCAGAAGUGCCAGGCAGAGGAGUCACAGGUUAAGGUGGGUAAGUAAGACAAAGGACUGCGCAUUCCGCUGGGGGUUGGGUGUGGGGAAGGCGAUGGAGGGUUGGCCGCGAAGUCAACCGCCAGCGGCAGGGGGCACGUGUGCCGCCGCCGCUUUCGGCCGCGCCAACGUCCCGCGCGCCAGGGCGCCAACGCGGCGGCGGCGCCGGCCCCGGCCCCAGAGCUGGGCGCCCCUUGGCGGGGACGAAGCACCGGCGGCGAAAAUCUUCUGGUGCACCCUGCCCUGCGUUGUGGUCUACCAGGCCCGGACAAAGCCGUCCGGUGGCGUAGCCGGCGGCGGCGGCUGCCCAUUGGCAGGUAGUAGCAUGCUGGAUCUGUUGCUGGCGGGCGUUGCGUUGCCGGCUGACCUUUUUUUCUUUUCAUCUGGUGCGGUGUCUCUCUCUUCAAGUCGUGCUGCGCUCUGGUACAGUGAAACUAGUACGGGGCCUGCCAUUGACAUUGACACGCGCACCAUUAUCGUGUCAGGGAAAUGAAAGAGACGCGAUUUUGAAAGAUGUAGACACACCGAUAGCCGGUGGGGGGAUUUAAAGACAGGUAGUAAACAUGUGAUUCUAUUGAAUUUCUUUUGUAACACCGGAGAGUGGAUUGAAUCGCAUCUGAUGUCGGUAAUAGUUUUCUCUUCUUUUAAUGUUU